UCGAAGAGAAACCAGGUGAUGUCAAAUUGGCGUGCGAUCGAUUGAUGGCCGUGGGAAAAAUGCAUCGCACAAAGGCCUCUUCAAUGCAAAGCAAUGCUUUCCAAAACAUGGAAGAACCGUUUCUUCACAUGGUCAAGGAAUCCUUACAAGAUCGCUUCAAUGAAAAGGCCGAAGGACUUUUUCGAAAAUUCUUUCAGUUUUGCCUAAAAUAUUUAUUGGAAGGUUAUAACGGCUAG
This is a messenger RNA of Angiostrongylus costaricensis, 236 nucleotides long. The record is from the annotation of a GenBank genome assembly. Lineage: Eukaryota; Metazoa; Nematoda; Chromadorea; Rhabditida; Metastrongylidae.